This is a messenger RNA of Brachypodium distachyon (stiff brome), 1418 nucleotides long. RefSeq lists its product as uncharacterized. The transcript has a single exon. NCBI's taxonomy places the organism in Eukaryota, Viridiplantae, Streptophyta, Magnoliopsida, Poales, Poaceae. The coding region runs from base 69 to 1034 and encodes 321 amino acids. The record is from RefSeq and is a predicted model, not a curated record.
CUAACCCGACCCCGGGGGCCGUCCUCCGAACCCCAGCGCCGCCCACAGGAAACCUAGAUCUCGAAACCAUGGCCACCGCCGGCCGCCCCGCCUGGGUCCUCUUUGGUUCUCAAGGCUACUUCGGCGACGACUUCAACGAGGCGACCGCCACUGCAUCCACGAGAGCGGGCCGGAGCAUCAAGGCCUCCUUCUUCCCCGCCCCCCCGCCUCACCCCUCCAAGCUCUGCGUCCACAGCCCCGGCGCCACCGCUGAGGGCAUCGAGGCACCCCGCGUCAUCGCCGUCGCCGGCGAUCUCAUCCUAUUCCGCGUCGCCAUCGAGACCGGCGGCCUUCUCUGGGUCAACCGUCCCCUCUCGCUGGUCCAAUGCGACUACUUCAUCUACCGUGCCGACCCCAAUCGGCCCAUGCUCAGGCGGCUCCCCCGCAUCGGUCGCCCCCGCACUUAUUUCCAGGACUGCGAGGUCGGCAUCCUUCCCCGUGGAGACGACGACUACACCAUCGCCGCGCUGAUUCCCUCCAACGGCAAGUUCCGGCUCCUCACCUUCCGCUCCGAGGCCUGGGCCUGGAGUGUCUCCGCGAAGUUGCCGGUAGGGGAGGAGAAAAAGUUCCCUAUCGAGCUACCAUCGGACGAAUCCAACCUCGCCGGCCAUCGGACGACCAACGUGGUCAUCAUCGGCGGCGAGCAUGGCACCAUGGGCUGGGUCGAUCUCUGGCGAGGCAUCGUCUUCUGCGACGUGCUGCGCGAGCCGGCCACGCUCCGCAGCAUCCCGAUGCCCCUGCCCAUGAACCAAAUCAUCGCCGGCAGCCAUUUUGGCCGCGGGAUGAACUCCCGCGGCAUAGCGUUUGUCAAGGGCGGCUGUCUCAAGUUCGUCGAGCUGAACCUCGACGCCAUUGAUCUCAGUGUCAUAGACGAAGAAACUGGGUUAUCAACCUUGCUGGUGUCCGGUUGGUCCGUCAGAACGUGGAGUAACACCAAGAUGAGCAAUUCUUACGAGGAUUGGCAAGCGGGACCCCUUAAGGGUCAAAGCUUCUGAGAUCACAGUGGAAAGCCACUUGAUUUCGCAGCCCAAAGGAUUGCUAGUGCUGCCAUCACAGGGCAGUGAGACCGCAACAAUAAACCAAGCCUUGUGGAGCCUUGUUGUCACCGAUCCUUAUCCGAGCCUGGAUGGUGAUAUAUAGUUUACCUGGUAGCCAGGCCCAAAUUAUGGCACCGCAAGACAUGGGUACUUGUUCUGGACAUGAAGAAUAACACUCUGCAAACAGUGGUUCCGUUUGGAAUCUUAGAAGAACUAGAUCCAAAUGUCCUGUAUAGCACCAGCAACCUUCAGCACUGAAGGUGAUUUAUAGGUAACACGCCCCCCAAUGCAAUGAGAUAGAGAUGUACUCCCUCUGUUCUUGUUGAGACAUUCUUUGUUGGA